GCUUAUUUUAAAGACUGUUUGUUUUUGUUGUUUAUGUAAUUCUGUUAUUGCAAGUAAUAAUUUUUCCUGGAGUCGCAAAUGCUAGUCUAUUACAGCAUCCACGCUAGUGAAGUAAGAAUUGAAAGGAGAUUAUCAUGGAAAGUGUCUUUUCUGACAGAGGUUCUGGACCACAGUUAAAUGACACUAAACCAAGAAUCAAUGAGCCGAAAGCUUCAAAUAGAAAUAAACGCAACUCGAAGCAAGGCGUCCUGUGGUUAAUACUGAGAAGCGCCAUCUUCACACUCUGUUUGGCUACGUGUUUGUAUCAGUCGCUGUCAUUUUACAAACACUAUAUCACUUACCCUCUAACAACAAGUAUUACAAUCAUUAAUCGUAAGGUCUUUAAGAAGCCAGCCAUAACAUUUUGCAACAGAAGUCCAUUUCGGCGGGAAAAGUUCUGCAUGAAUCAUCCCUCUUUCUGCCAACACCCAUACGAAGUGAAAGAGUUUUGUGAGGAGCAUGGCCAUUUCUGCAAGGGGAUAAACAUCUCAACACUAAUGAUUCCCAAACUUGGAUACUAUGCGAGUGAACCUUCCACGGAGUUUAAGGAAUUUCUUUUUCAGUCUUAUAGAAAUUACACCCUAGAUAAAUCGCUUUUCAGGCUUCGCUUCGGCAGAAAUGAAAUGAAGUAUCUAUUAAUAGCCGAUCCAUCAGAGACUUUUACAGAGAAUGGAAAAUUGGUGAGAUGUCACUCGAAAAAUCUUCAUCUCGUCAGUGCUGGUGAACCAGAAAUUCAAGAAAUUGAUUCUACUAAGGAAGAGAGAACACAAAUAGACUUCUUUCGGCUGAAAGUGAGGAAAGAAGAUAUCUUCUUUCCCUGGACGGGAAAUCAAAUUUUUUUAUCCAUUCAUUCUCCCUUCGUUCCGGUUAAUCCGCUUUUGGAAGGCAAUUAUCUCAAAUCAGGAUAUGAAUAUAAUAUUUAUGUUCGUCUUGAUGAGGAACAUCUUCAACCUUAUCCAUAUGAAACUAAUUGUACCGACUAUGACGCACUAUGGAGAAAAAAUAACAAAACAGGCUUCCGAUCUCAAGAAAUGUGCAAAGCAAUGUGCUAUUUGUCCUAUUCCAGAGCUUGUUUUGACUGCGAGAAACCAAAAGUCAUGUUAUACCAACCAGAAAACUUGUGUUCAGAUCAAACUGAGUGGUCAGGCUGCAGAGAUGCAAAUGCAACUGAAAGACUUGAUGAUUGCAGGAGAAACUGCAAACCGGCAUGCUUAAAAUUGAAGUAUUAUUUCUCACUUGUAAAAAUAGAAAAGAAGGACAGAUCUAUCGAAUUCGGCAACAUCCUGUAUAAAUUUCCAAAAUAUUAAGUAAUUCUGCAGUUGGAAACUUUAUUCACAUAUUUUUACUUCUUUUUCAGCUUAAUCACAGAGACUACAUCACAAUUCGUGUUUACGUGAAGGAUACUGAAGUCACUGUUUUGUCGCAUAAUCCUUUGUAUGGGAGUUUUGAGGUGUUCAGUUACGUCGGCGGACUGAUGGGCUGCUGGCUCGGAAUCUCGGUGUGGACGUGCUUCGGAAUGACUGGAAAGAAAUUUCGUACGUUUUUCAAAUAUUUGAAGAGCUCCCGGAAGAUACCAAGAAAUUCAUUUGAAGUUGCCCCUUCUUCGAAAAAGCACACGUUUUGAUCUCAGAGAAGGUCUACAUAAAGAGAGUUUCUUUUCUUUUUUAAUUAUUGUUUUUCUUUGGAAAUAAUUGCUUAAAUUUAGCUUUGAAUACCU
Messenger RNA from Argiope bruennichi, 1756 nucleotides. RefSeq lists its product as uncharacterized. The coding region runs from base 135 to 1346 and encodes 403 amino acids. The transcript has 13 exons. Gene Ontology annotation, cellular component: membrane. The record is from RefSeq and is a predicted model, not a curated record. Gene Ontology annotation, molecular function: ligand-gated sodium channel activity. Gene Ontology annotation, biological process: sodium ion transmembrane transport. Lineage: Eukaryota; Metazoa; Arthropoda; Arachnida; Araneae; Araneidae.